Molecule: messenger RNA, 1683 nt
Organism: Aspergillus versicolor CBS 583.65
Lineage: Eukaryota; Fungi; Ascomycota; Eurotiomycetes; Eurotiales; Aspergillaceae
Exons: 3
Coding region: 1-1683 (560 amino acids)
Biological process (GO): secondary metabolic process
Molecular function (GO): CoA-ligase activity
Source: RefSeq, a predicted model, not a curated record
AUGGUGGUAUACCUCCCCGACAAGGAUUAUGAUUUUCCCAACAUUGAUUUGUUGACACUUAUUUUCGACUCGCCUAUCCCUGAGAGUGCAGAGAGUACAAUUCUCCAUGCAGAAGCGGCGGACCCCUCGAAUGCCGUCACAAAAGCCCAGACACGUCUUCUUACCCGCCAAGUUGCAUAUAUUUUGCGCCACCAUUUUGGCGUUGGAAGUCGGGGCGCAGGGACAGACGUUGCUGUUGGAGUCUCCGGUGGCCAGGUACUACUCCCGUCUGUCUUCUAUGGCGUUGUAGCUGCUGGUGGUGUUUGGAGUGCGGCAUCUUCAACUGCUACACCCCCUGAGCUAGAGAGACAGAUCCGCCAGGGAAGUAGUCAGUUGAUUAUCUCAGGCCCAGAGUCCAAGGACGUGGUGUUGAAGGCCGCCCAGGCUGCGGGUGUCCCGCAGAAUCGUGUGCUUAUCCUCCGAAGUAUGGGUCAUGAGCGCGUGCUUCAGAAUGCUGCCACGGGACAAAACUAUCUCGAUGGCUUGAAGCCGUCAGAGGUCUUGGACUGGGAGCGCAUCACGGAUCCGAAAAAGUUGGAAGACUCUCUCAUCUGCCUGUUGUAUAGUAGCGGAACUACCGGAGCACCGAAAGGUGUCAAUAUUUCGCAUCUCAAUAUGGUUACUGAGGCUUUGAUUCCUAUCUAUUUCGACAACGAGUAUAUUGCACAACGGCGUCAGACAGAUCCCAAGUAUGAGCAUCCGUAUCGCACUCUGGCUCAUCUCCCCACUGCUCAUGUUGCCGGAUGUCAAGGGUAUUUCGUUAAUCCUGCCGCCUGCGGGGGCACAGUUUUCUGGAUGGAGAAGUUCGAUUUCCCCAAGUUCCUUCAAUACAACAAGCAGCUGGAGAUUACGUUCUUUUUCACUGUGCCUCCCAUCUAUUUGUUGAUAAGUCUCAGCCCAGCCGUCACAGACCAGUUCAAGACACUGCGCCGCGCUUAUUCCGGUGCCGCUCCCAUGGGUGCGGACCUGCAAGCAAAGGCGCAGAAGAAACUUGGAUGUCUGAUCAACCAGACCUGGGGGUUGAGCGAGACAACCGGCAGCACCACUGGUAUGCCUUGGGAGACGGAAGACCUGUCCGGCAGCGUCAGCCGUCUCCUCCCGAAUAUGCGCCUGCGGAUUGUCGACGAGGACGGCAAGGAUGUUGAGGAGGGUAAGGAGGGAGAGUUCCUUGUCAAGGGACCCGUAGUGACCAAGGGCUACUAUGGGAACCCACAGGCCACUAAGGAGGCCUUCACUGAAGACGGGUGGUUCAAGUCAGGGGACAUUGGCGUGCGUCGAGAGGGGCUCUUCUACAUAGUUGAUCGGAAAAAGGAACUCAUCAAAUACAAGGGUCUCCAAGUCGCCCCCGCCGAACUCGAAUCCCACCUCAUCUCGCACCCUCACAUAUUUGACGCCGCCGUCAUCGGUGUCCAGGCUCCCGAUGGAUCCGGGAACGAGGUUCCACGUGCGUACAUCGUUGCGGAUAAAACGAAGAUCAACGAGGACCAGGUCAAGGAUUUUGUCAAGAGUCACCUGGCACAUUACAAACAGCUCCGUGGUGGUGUUGUGUACCUGCAGGCCAUACCAAAGAGCCCCAGUGGGAAGAUCUUGCGCCGGGAACUUCGUGAUCUGGCCAAAAAAGAUGCUCAGGCAGCCAAGUUGUAG